AUGGUGGCCAUCAGCAGCCUUGAUGCCCAUGAACACCCUCCUGCCAGGCUGCGACAGCAGUACAAGGCGUAUCGCUCGCUGAAGAUCUAUGAUAUCGACUCCCACCCCGCCAUCAUCGACCUGCAGAGAGACGCUCACAGUGAAGGUCUUGCUGAUGGCAUAUCGCUAGACAGAUGGCUCGAUCUAGAAUCACUUCGGACUGCUUUUGAUAGGUUUAUAGGGGGAUGUGUGGCCCAGGAUGCACCACAGGCGCCUCUUGAGUCACUCCCGGUAUAUACACAUCGAGAUAUCCCUGGCCUUGAGAUUAUCCCGUCAAUUCUCCCGCCGCAGGUCCAAAGAGCUCUGCUGUCCAAGUUACUCCAUCGUGACCUGUCCGACCAACGACACCAGACCAACCUCCACCUGCAUUAUAACGUCACCUACCCAGACGCUUCGUGUUUGUCUGGGGUCGGAAAUGCCACCGACAGGCCAUCCUUCUUCGAGGAUUCGUUGAGCCGCUCAAUCUUACCCAAGGACAGCUCCAUCCACUCACCACUGACGGUUCAAUCCAUAUUGAGCCGCAAGCUCCGGUGGAUGACGCUUGGUGGACAGUAUAACUGGUCCGAGAAGCGUUACCCUGCUAGCCCACCACCUCCCUUCCCUUUGGACAUAUCCCAUCUUCUACAGACUAUUUUUCCUGCUACCCAGCCCGAGGCGGCAAUCGUAAACGUCUAUUCACCCGGAGACACGCUGCACAUUCACAGAGACGUCAGCGAGGAGUGUGAUACCGGCUUGAUCAGUAUCAGUUUUGGCUGUGAAGGGCUAUUCACGAUCAGCCACACUGAUAAUUCUAACCUUGCCGCCAUCAGGCUUCGCUCUGGUGAUGCGGUAUACAUGGGCGGUGCGUCCAGGGUUUCUUGGCACGGUGUUCCCAGAAUCAUCCCAGAUACCUGUCCGGUUUGGUUGCGAGACUGGCCUGGAGAUGCUAGCGAAGAUGGUAGAUUCCAACAGUGCAAGGGUUGGAUGGCUGCCAAACGAGUCAACUUAAACGUGAGGCAGAUGAAGCCAACAAAUCCAAUCGACUGA
Messenger RNA from Microsporum canis CBS 113480, 1065 nucleotides. Its product is annotated as oxidoreductase. The transcript has 2 exons. The record is from RefSeq and is a predicted model, not a curated record. NCBI's taxonomy places the organism in Eukaryota, Fungi, Ascomycota, Eurotiomycetes, Onygenales, Arthrodermataceae. Gene Ontology annotation, cellular component: nucleus; cytoplasm. Bases 1 to 1065 code for a protein of 354 amino acids.